Molecule: messenger RNA, 1122 nt
Organism: Aspergillus steynii IBT 23096
Lineage: Eukaryota; Fungi; Ascomycota; Eurotiomycetes; Eurotiales; Aspergillaceae
Product: lytic polysaccharide monooxygenase auxiliary activity family 9 protein
Exons: 3
Coding region: 1-1122 (373 amino acids)
Source: RefSeq, a predicted model, not a curated record
AUGCAUCUUCAACUCUCUCACUUGCUGGCCCUGGCCCCCCUAGUGGCCAGCCACACCACCUUCACCAACCUGUACGUCGACGGCAUCGACCAGGGCGACGGCGUCUGCGUGCGCAUGAACCCGGACGCAGAGACCGCCACCUAUCCGAUCGAGCCGCUGAGCAGCAAGGACAUUGCCUGCGGAAUCCACGGCGAAAAAGGCGCCAAACGAAUCUGCCCCGUGGAGGCGACCUCUCUCCUGACCUUCGAAUUCCGCGAAUGGACCGACGGGUCGCAGCCGGGGUCCAUCGACCCCAGCCACAAGGGGCCCUGCGCCGUGUACAUGAAACACGUGGACGACGCCAGCGCGGACAACAACGCCGCGGGCGACGGGUGGUUCAAGAUCUGGGAGAUGGGGUACGACGAGAGCGCGGGCAAGUGGUGCACGGAGAAGCUGAUCGACAACAACGGGCUUCUGUCGGCGCAUAUCCCCGCGGGUCUGAAGGGUGGGUAUUACCUCGUUCGUCCGGAGCUGUUGGCCCUGCAUGCGUCGCAGGAGAGUCCUGCCGAUCCGCAGUUCUACACCGGGUGUGCGCAGGUGUUCCUGAAGGGGGAUGAGGCGGGUGUGGUGCCCGAGGGGGUGAGAUUGGGUGAGGGCACGUAUGAUCUCAACGACGAGGCGUUGACGUUCAACAUCUACGAGUCGCCGAUGAAGUUGCCGUAUCCGCGUGUGGGCCCGGAGGUCUGGCAGGGGGCUGGCGGCAAGGGAAAGCGUCAGGAGAGCUCGAAGAUGACGCAGGACAAGGGCCUGAAGCCGGAGGGAUGCAUUCUGGUGCGCGACGACUGGUGCGCCUACGAGGUGCCGGCUUAUGACAAUGAGGAUGGCUGCUGGGAGUCCUCGGCCAAGUGCUGGGACCAGAGCAAGGUCUGCUGGGAGACGACGCUGCCCACCGGCGGCGCCUCCUGUCAAAUCUGGGAGGACAAGUGCAACGCCCUCGACGACGCUUGCAACGGCGGCGACUUCCACGGCCCUCCCAACAAGGGCAAGGACUUGACGCCUGCUCCCAAGAAGCCUAACGGAUCGCUGGAGCCUUUCACCGAGAGCGCCUCCAAGCGGUCGGAGCGCAGCAGACGUCGUCUGUAG